AUGAAGCAGGCAUUGGUGGCGCUGGCCGUGCCGUUGCUCCUCGCCGCGUCGCUGUACGCCUCUACGCCGCCGGACACGGCCGAGGCCUUCGCCGGGGACGUCCGCGUCCACCUGACGCACGUGGACGCCGGGAAGCAGAUGUCCAGGCGCGAGCUGAUCAGGCGCGCCAUGCAGCGCAGCAAGGCGAGGGCGGCGGCGCUGUCCGUGGCGAGGAGCGGCGGCGGCCGCGUCGCCGGCAAGAGCGCGCAGCAGGAGGGGCAGCAGCAGCCUGGCGUGCCGGUCCGCCCUUCCGGCGACCUCGAGUACCUCAUCGACCUCGCCAUCGGCACGCCGCCGCAGCCCGUGUCGGCGCUGCUGGACACCGGCAGCGACCUCAUCUGGACGCAGUGCGCGCCGUGCGCGAGCUGCCUCGCGCAGCCGGACCCGCUCUUCACCCCGGCCGCGUCGUCGUCGUACGUGCCCAUGCGGUGCUCCGGCCAGCUCUGCAACGACAUCCUGCACCACAGCUGCCAGAGGCCGGACACCUGCACCUACCGCUACAACUACGGCGACGGGACGACCACGCUGGGCGUCUACGCCACCGACCACUUCACCUUCGCGUCGUCGUCCGGGGAGAAGCUCAGCGUCCCGCUCGGGUUCGGCUGCGGCACCAUGAACGUCGGCAGCCUGAACAACGGCUCCGGCAUCGUCGGCUUCGGCCGGGACCCGCUCUCGCUCGUGUCCCAGAUGUCCAUCCGGCGCUUCUCCUACUGCCUCACGCCCUACACAAGCACCAGGAAGAGCACCCUCCUGUUCGGGUCCCUCUCCGACGGCGUCUUCGACGGCGACGACGCCGCCACCGGCCAAGUCCAGACCACGAGGCUCCUGCAGAGCCGCCAGAACCCGACCUUCUACUACGUCCCGUUCACCGGCGUGACGGUCGGCACUCGGCGGCUGCGGAUACCGCCCUCGGCGUUCUCCCUGAGGCCCGACGGCUCCGGAGGGGUGAUCGUCGACUCGGGCACGGCGCUCACGCUGUUCCCGGGGGCCGUGCUCGCGGAGGUGCUGAGGGCGUUCCGCGCGCAGCUGAGGCUGCCGUUCGCGAACAGCAGCAGCCCGGACGACGGCGUCUGCUUCGCGACGCCGAUGGCCACAGGCGGGGGGAGGCGCGCGUCGGCCGCGAGGGCGGUGGUGGCGGUGCCGAGGAUGGUGUUCCACUUCCAGGGCGCGGACCUCGAGCUGCCGCGCCGGAACUACGUGCUGGACGACCCGAGGAGGGGGAGCUUGUGCAUCCUCCUGGCCGACUCCGGGGACUCGGGCUCCACGAUCGGCAACUUCGUGCAGCAGGACAUGCGCGUGCUCUACGAUUUGGAGGCGGAGACCCUGUCAUUCGCUCCGGCGCAGUGCUGA
Messenger RNA from Triticum turgidum subsp. durum (durum wheat), 1389 nucleotides. Lineage: Eukaryota; Viridiplantae; Streptophyta; Magnoliopsida; Poales; Poaceae. The record is from the annotation of a GenBank genome assembly.